Messenger RNA from Danio rerio (zebrafish), 8583 nucleotides. Lineage: Eukaryota; Metazoa; Chordata; Actinopteri; Cypriniformes; Danionidae. The record is from RefSeq and is a predicted model, not a curated record.
AGCGGCUGCGCUGGAGCUCCUCUCUUCUCUCCUCUCUAGCGCUGCCAGUGGACAAUCAAACCUACACACCCACCUCUGUCUACACUCGCCUGUUCAACAUUUCUUACUUCUGCUAGAAAAAUACAUCGCUACACCAAACCUCAGAGCUGUGAAUCGCAGCGCGGCGCAUCGUGAUACACCAGCAGCAAUAGCUCCAAAAGCAAGCACAACAUGGAGUCCCCUCCAGAUCCAGCGAGCGACCCGGGCAACGGCGUCUCAGAGCCGGUUACCCCGGUCAGGGAAACCCCGGUAAACCUGGAGACCCUCCGCAAAGCUGAGCACCAAGCCCCGGUGCGCCGGCAGAGCUGCUCCAGCACCAACAGAGGUAUUUCAGUAACAAAGAAGACACACACCUCUCAAAUCGAAAUAAUUCCCUGCAAGAUCUGUGGAGACAAAUCAUCAGGCAUCCAUUAUGGCGUGAUAACGUGCGAGGGCUGCAAGGGCUUCUUCAGGAGGAGUCAGCAGAGCAAUGCGGCGUACUCGUGCCCGCGUCAGAAGAACUGCCUGAUUGACCGCACCAGCCGGAACCGCUGCCAGCACUGCAGGCUGCAGAAGUGUCUGGCCGUGGGCAUGUCACGUGACGCGGUGAAGUUUGGCCGAAUGUCAAAGAAACAGCGGGACAGCCUGUAUGCGGAAGUGCAGAAACACCGGCUACAGCAGCAGCAGCGGGACCACCAGCAGCAGCCCGGUGAAGCCGAACCCCUUACCCCAACUUAUGGCCUCUCCACCAAUGGUCUGACCGAGCUCCACGAUGAUCUGAGUGGAUACAUGAAUGGCCACACGCCGGAUGGCACCAAGCCUGACUCAGGAGUCAGCAGCUUCUACCUGGACAUCCAACCCUCACCUGAUCAAUCCGGCCUGGACAUCAAUGGCAUCAAGCCAGAGCCCAUCUGCGACUUUACCCCUGGCUCAGGCUUCUUCCCCUACUGCUCCUUCACCAAUGGGGAGACGUCCCCCACCGUUUCCAUGGCUGAGUUGGAACAUCUGGCCCAGAACAUUUCCAAGUCCCACAUGGAGACGUGUCAGUACCUGAGAGAAGAACUUCAGCAGAUGACCUGGCAGGCGUUCCUUCAGGAGGAGGUGGAGAACUACCAGAGCAAGCCCAGGGAAGUCAUGUGGCAGUUGUGUGCCAUCAAAAUCACAGAGGCCAUUCAGUAUGUGGUGGAGUUUGCCAAGCGCAUCGACGGCUUCAUGGAGCUCUGUCAGAAUGAUCAGAUAGUGCUUCUCAAAGCAGGCUCUUUGGAGGUGGUGUUCGUCAGAAUGUGCCGUGCCUUCGACCCUCAGAACAACACAGUCUAUUUCGAUGGAAAGUAUGCCGGGCCUGAUGUCUUUAAAUCAUUAGGCUGCGACGACUUGAUCAGCUCUGUCUUCGAGUUUGGGAAAAACUUGUGUUCUAUGCACCUCUCUGAAGACGAGAUCGCCCUGUUCUCCGCCUUCGUCUUGAUGUCUGCCGACCGAUCCUGGCUCCAGGAGAAGGUGAAGGUGGAGAAACUCCAGCAGAAGAUCCAGCUGGCCCUCCAACAUGUUCUGCAGAAAAACCACAGAGAGGACGGCAUACUGACAAAGUUGAUAUGCAAAGUGUCCACGCUGCGAGCCCUGUGCAGCCGGCAUACGGAAAAGCUGACGGCGUUCAAAGCAAUAUACCCAGACAUUGUCCGCGCACAUUUCCCCCCUUUGUACAAGGAGUUAUUCGGAUCGGACUUUGAGCAGUCGAUGCCCGUUGACGGGUAGCAUUUCCCUGCGCCCUGAUGCCACACCGUGGGGAAUGUCAAGCUUCAAUCUGAGACACUUUAGCAGUGCCCUGCACACACACACACACAUAUGCACACACACCUGGAUGGACGACACACUGCACACACACACACACACUUUUCCCCCCUAACCUUUUUUUUUUUUGGCCAUUUUUUUUUCGUCAGGGAGAUGAUGAUAAUGGACUGGGUAGGACUCCAGCGGUUUAUUUUUGGGGGUUUGUUCCCUCUUACUGACACAGGUGGGAUUCGGAGCCCAGGGGAGAGGACGAGAAGAUGAAGACACUUUUUUUUUUUUUUCCUUCUCUCUCUCUCUUUCUCUCUCGUUCCUUUCCAGAGCCGUCCCGUGGCGAUUUGUCACCAUCAGCAUAAAUAGUUCUGACUCGUUUCCAAAACGAUUCCCAGAGAGAGCACCUAAACUUUUCGCAGCCCCUUCCUCAAGCCACGAAUGAAGUUGCGAUAAAAAAAGCUGAUUAUCUGGACUGUUCCAGCAGUUAUAGUAGCACCAAAACAAGUGUAGAAGCAUAUGUUGUGGUUUCUUCCUUCCCUUGGAUUUUAGUUUUUGGGAUGCGAAACGAAGAAGAGAGAGAGAGAAAGAGAGAUACAUAGAAGAAGACACCUCCGAACAGCACCUUUCUACGGACAAUCGAGGACUAAAAAAACAACAACAACAAAAAAAAGAAGGAACAACGUGUAGAAUUCUGGUAAUUCUAGUCGUAAAGCGUGCGAUUGCUUUUAGCCGUCAGAGACUCCAUCUAUCAUAGUUGCUUAGUGAUAUCGUUUAAGGCCAUCUGCUAUUAAGUCCCUCUCUGGAACGGUGUUUUAUCGUAACGUAACGGUCUGACCACAAACAUCGAUGCAAUGCAAAGGGUCCAUUCCACCUGUUUUCUAACGUGUUACAGGGUAUACGGUCAUAAGUACAAACUAUACAGAAGAAGAAAAAAAAAUAAUGUUUAUAGAAUCUAUUUUAAAUAACAUGUAUGAUAUUUAGUAGCUAGACUAUUCUUAAUUGUGAAAAAUCGAUAAGGCACUUUUAUUUGCACCUUUCUUUAAUUUAAGACUUGUAUAUUUACCUAGUGAUGUGUUGCAUGUAUAAAUACCACGGUUCUGGAGAGUGAUUGCUGGAAACCCAACGCUGCUGAGGGUGGGUGCGUGUUUGCGUGUGUGUUUGUGUAUUUAUUUGCGCGAGGCGGAGGUUGGUGCUGGGGAAAGGCGGGUCAUGUGAUCUGGGAGUGUAUAAUCAUUUUUUUUUUGGUCAUUUAAACUGGAACUAAGCUCUAGUUCUUGUGAACCUAAGCACACGGGGUCUAUUCAGUGAAAUAAGACCCUUUUUUUUCUCCAUACGUCAUUUGCUGUUUAAUGGUUCCCUCUAGUGGUGGUCCACCAGAUCUGUUGGCUGAUUUACUUAAACCGACUAUUGUGAGGGUCUUUGCCCAGCAACAACGCUCGUCGGGAACGUAAGAGUGAGGAAAAAAUACAAAAAGAGACAUAUUCAAAGCCUUGUCUGGUUGAAAAUCCUCUAUUUUUGUAACAUUGUACAGUGCUUAUGAAGCCUAUGAGAGAAAAAAGGGAAAGAAAGAAGAAUGAUUUAGCACUUAAUCCUGCAAUAAUUAGAAUAUGUGUGUUUUUUUAAUGAUUUUAUUUGUCUUUUUCGAAGAACAAGACAUUUGUAGUAAUAGUGCUAUUUUUCGGAAAUACCUAACUGUUGUGUGUUGCGCGUGUUUGUACGUCUUUUGAAUGUGCCAUAGUGGUCUUUCCUGCUUUUUUUUUUUUUUUGAGUCUAAAUAACAAAAAGAUUUGUUGUAUUGUAACAUUCCAGUAAAAAAACUACUUAGAAAAUCCCACAAUAAUCCAGAAGAAGGAGAAAAAUAAACAUUAUUGAUCCUCAACCUGCUUACAGACAUUCUGACAAACAUCCAGUAUAGAUCUUGGUAGCUUUUGUGUCAUUCCCCCCAUAAUUUCCUCAGGGAAGAGUCUGUCUAACUCGAUUCUGAAGCCGGUAGCUAAAAAAAAAUGUUAGUCAGCUCUAUGUUACAUCUAAAGCUCAAUAAUUUGAUCUUGAUGGCCUGUUUAGAACAAAUAAAUAGCAUUUUUAAUAUAAGUAAACCACAUCACUAAACGAUUAGUCAAUGCAUUCCAUCAUGAAUGACAAUCCAGGUUCAUGUUUAGUUGUAAAUCAGCAGUUUGUGCACUACACGGCUCAGGGAGAGAGAUGCGGUGAUGAUUGAGAAAACUGAUAUAAUGCGAUCAGUUCCAAACCUAGUGAGCUGCCUACAUAGCGAAAAAUGUGUGUUCACUACUUUAUUUUGACCAAAUUUGGCCGUAUAUUGCUGAAAAGCCAUUCCAACAUGGAGAUAUGAGAUCAAAAGAUAUGAUAAUUAUGAAUUUACGCCAUUCAGCAUCAUAAAUAAUGACAAAAUGCUGUUAAUAGUGCAAUAUUUACCCAACAAUUGUGGGAAAUUUGCUCAAUACUUAACAUAGCAGCAUACUGAUGUAAAAACUCCAUUGAAAUCAAUUGAGAGAAGACACACCGUUUGGUAAAUAGGUGCCGCCUACAUGACAUUGUUAAACAAACAUUUAUAAAAGUUGGGAAAUAAAAGUGUUCCCCCUCACUAAUUUAUGUUUAAAUUUUAAGGCAUGUGCUGUGUCAUUCUUUUAGCAUAGCAACAUGCUAGUGUAAAAUUAAAUUGAAAUCAACUGUAAGAGAAAACAAACAUGCUACAUGGUAUUUUUGUAGUGGACAGGGAUGUUUUCUAUGUACAAUAGCCCAAGUAAUAAGGUUUUGUUGCCUAUCUAGACAGCAAAAAUGUGUUGCCAGAAUGGUGAGAAUUAGUAAAUAUGUGCUACACUGAUUUGCUUUUAAAUUGUGUAUUGCGGUAAAAAAAAAAUCUUCCAACAUGGCGUGCUAAUUACAUCCUAUUCUAUACUAAAAAAUGUUUUUAAUUUAAUUUUAUAGUUAAUACUCACCCAAAGUUUAUGCUUUGUGAAGCUUGUUAAUGUAUAAUGUGUUUAGCAUAGCAAUGUUAACUUAAUGAAGGUUAUUAAAGUAGAAUGUAUUUAGCAUAGCUACUUGCUAACGUAAAACCAGCCUGAUCUCACGAGAAAACGUAAGUGUUUUACGUUUUGUCAGUUAAGUAGCUAAUUCGUACGAAAUUAUACGAUUUUAAAAAGGAGGCGUGGCAUCUAACAACCCCCAUACCCCCCCUCCCUCCAUCCGUCAUUGGGGGAUGAGCAAAUCGUACUAAAAUGUGCAAAUUAGAUUGUACGAAGUCAUACGAAUUACCUGCUAAAUUAAAAAGUUACGAAUUGCCAUGAGAUUGUGUUGCUUAAAACACAUUAGAUAUCAAUUGUGAGACGAGACAAAACACAUGUUGUGAAUGUAGAUUGAUCUAAACCACUUCUGCUACGUUACAUUAUGCUGCCUAUGUAGAUAACAUACAAGGCAGCUCACUAGGAACAGAACUGAACCAAAAAAAGAACCUGGUAUUGUGUUAAAAGUACAAAUCUGUCACUGUUCAUUCUUUAAUCCUCAUUUUUCAUCUUUGGCAAUUUCGUGCUCAUGUCGCACCCCGUUAUUCACUAGCAUGAGUGCUGUCAAGUCAAGGGAAGACAGUUGUACAUCAUAAACAAUGCGAAAUGUGUCAUUUCAUUUAUUCCCCCCGUAGGCCACUGGAUUUAUCAAGUCACCCAAGAUCUAAUUCCCUAUACUCAAACAAAGCAAGAUACCAACCUCAAGCGUGCUACGCUAAUUUACUUAGCUACAACGUGCGUUUUUUUCUUCUUCUCUGGAUUGGGAUUUGUUUUAAUUGUCGCUGAUAAUUGUUCGAGUCUAUGUGCCAAAUACCUCCUCACGAUUUUGCUCCACCUUGAGACGUCCGUCGCUCGACAAAUACGGGUUUCUACAGGGUAACCACUGCUGUGGAGUCCCCUUGAUGAACAAGCUUUGCUGUCCAAUGAUCUUCAUUCAGAACAACACCAUAAAAGCUGUCACGUUUUGCCACUUUUUUUGCAUGUCGUAUUUUGUCAGUGUAAUUUGUAUUUGACGUUUUAAAGCAAUAUGCUAUGAGAACUUUUUUGGGACAAAAAUUUAUUUUUUCUAACACAAGGUACUUAAACAGCUCCGAAUCUGUGGUAUUUUUAGACGUGUAGAGGUGGAAGAUCCAUUUUCCCUCUGUCUUUAUUGUAAAUUCUUUAUUAUUUUCGUUAAUUGUGGUCCCCUCUUUGUAAGAAGCAAUAUACAUCCGUACGUGGAUGCGAAAGCAUAUACAAGCGGAAGUCUGUGUGUUUUGUGAUAUUUGUAAUGUCUGCUUAAGGUUAAACCCCCCAGACAAGGCUUUAAACGAUCAGGCGCAGCAGGGUGAGAUGGUGAACUGUAUGUUAGAUCUUACGUUACUUUCCCAGGAUUUAAAAUAUUUUACGUAGCACUGAGCUUAAAUCCGUUGACAAGGCUGUACUAGCAUGACACACCGCACUUCGACGUUAACAUUUCAAUUAGAUUUAUGCAACAAGGCCUAUGCACUCACGGACUUCGGCACAAUUACCGUUUUUUUCUUCUUCUCGCAAUUCUGAUAAAUGUGUCAUGCUUGCUACAGCAUUCGAGCUGAAGGUUACUAAGAUUUACGUCACUCAUUUUCCUUGCGUUUUUUUUCUUUCCUAAAGCACAGCUGACGCGCGUUAUUAAAAGUGAACUAUGUUUAGAUAAUAGACGAAAAGAAAAGUCUUUUAGCCAUAAACGAAUGUCAAGCAAUAAUAUAUAUGGUGUAUUAUGAUUCAUUUUGUGCAUAGGCUUUGAACAUCUGCAUGUAAAUACAUUUUCUUAUUUAUCGCGUUUAAUUUCUUUUUCCGCUUUGCAUUUUUCAGUUCGUUUUAGUUUUGUUUGUAUAUUGACUAGUUCUGUUCCCGGGUGGAGAACUACGAACGUCAAAAACGGCCUGUACAGCUACGUUUCCCUGUCCUCCUUUCGGCUUUUAAUUCACGAUAUUUAAUGUUCUAUCGAUCACAUGUAUAAAAGUAACUUUGUAACUUCUGUCUGUAUAGGUAAGAAGAGAAUACUGCUAUUAAGACCUGCUCAGUGCGAAAUAUUUAUCUGUUUUAUCAGACACAUCAUGCUGUACAAUAUCUGUUUUGAGUAUACUUCUCUCUUUUAGACUUAGUUCGAUUAGCGGUAGGGUGUGCGGACAUUAAUUUUUGUGUUAUACUGACGUGUGGUGCUAGGUAAGUUACUUUUGUGAACAAAAAUUAUGGAUUCAUAGACUAGGCCACCCUCUUAGUCCAUUCAUUUCACUGAGUAUUGAUGCAUUAUUAAUAUUAGGACUCGAUAAAGAAUAAUAAUAAUAAUAAUAACGAUUAUAAUAACUAUAAUGAUAAAGAUUACGAUAGUAGUAAAUUUACUUUCGAAUACCCAGCGAGUACCUGUAUCAGUGUGCUAGUCUUGGGACACGGCUUGUUUCCUUCCCACUUUUAAGAUUAUUAGCAAGUAUCGGCUAAGUUAAACGUUGCAGUUUUAAAUUUUUGACAAUUGUGCUUACAAAAUGGAUAAUUUAAAAAAAAGCAGCAGUAUUGUGUUCGUUUUUGGGAGGCGUUUCUUAUCCAGUGCUUAUUUUUUGUAUUGGACGCUGGAAGGACUUUAAACACGCGAUUAACUAACGGAUUGUCUGCCACUUUUUGGCUCCCUCCAUAUAUAUUUUUUUUCAUACAUUCAGUUUUGUUUUGUUUUUCAUUUUCAAAGUCACACUUACACACACUCACAUGGUUAAGUGUUAAAAACUGUACAGGACAAAAGCGGUUGUGCGAAGUUUUGUUGCGAAACUUCCUGUUUUUAUCUUUGUAGCAAGGCAGAAUCUACUUGCAAUAAUUCUUAGCAAACGACGCUGAGUGCCUCUCAGUGGUGCAGGAUGCAGAAAAUAUAUUCGUGCGUUAUUGUUUUCACCGUUUUUUCGACCGUGUUUGCACUCGUAAGUGAAUUCUGUCUGAUGUUCCCGACUUUUAUUUUUCGUAUGUAAAUGAGGCAUUUCAUGUUUGUUUAUAGCCAUGGAAACAACAUUUAUGGUCUCUGUGAUGUCCUGACAUUCUCUUUCCGUUUCCCUCCGAACAACUUCACAUGGGACAUUUCAUCCAGUCGGUUGGGUGUAUUUUGGAUAUUCGCAGAGACAAAAUGGCGGACAAUAGACAAUCCACUCCGUGUUCUCCUUGUUGUUUCCUGCCGAUUAGAUUUUAAGUUGACGAUUAUGGAACAAAAUGACUAAUGCAAUGUAUUUUAAGUGUUCAUAUGUGUAUGAUGCAUACUACACUUCUAUUUCUCGUUGAGCUGAAGGGAAGGGCACAAGGGCUGGAGCGGGACGGGUUGCAUUUUGCUCCUGCCAACAUGCGGGGGGCGGGGGGAGGGGAUAAAAAGCAGAAAACAGGUUUGCGGUUUGUCACAUAUUUUUACGUCACAUGUUUGCUACUGAUCUUAAAAUGGGGACAGUCGAUCAUGUACCUUUUUAUUCAGCUCUUUGGAACUCUCUUUAGGAGAUAGUCUCUUCUCAAUAGUGGUUUUGCUCCUUCCGUUUGUCUGAUUCUUAAAUAUGGAAAUAAGUAUUUUGAUUCAUUUUGUAAAUACCGCUGUAAAGAAAAAUAAGAAAUUUAAUGUUGUCUUUUAAAUACUUUUCAUUCUAAUAUGAAUGUUGUUAUAUUGUACUUAGAAACUGUACCUUUAAUAUUACCUUUAUUAAAAGUGCAUUGGACACAUCGAUUUUAGAUGUGCUUUAUGUGCUGUUAUCCCAUAAUAAAAUUUACCGCUUGUAAUGGGCUCUUA